Molecule: messenger RNA, 9819 nt
Organism: Bacillus rossius redtenbacheri
Lineage: Eukaryota; Metazoa; Arthropoda; Insecta; Phasmatodea; Bacillidae
Product: protein argonaute-2-like
Exons: 2
Coding region: 536-4066 (1176 amino acids)
Biological process (GO): regulatory ncRNA-mediated post-transcriptional gene silencing
Molecular function (GO): RNA endonuclease activity; miRNA binding; protein binding
Source: RefSeq, a predicted model, not a curated record
CCCAGACUGAUAGUCCAGCUAGCACGUCACUGCCCUGUGUUACUGUAUAGAGAGUAAUUAUAAAAAGGAAAUUUAGUGGUGUUACGUGAAUAGUGGAAAUUUGCAUAUAAAUGAAAUAAUAAUAAUUGAAAAACAUAUGAUUUUAAUGGUUUCUGGAAUAUGGGUGUGAAGUUACGUUUAACAUGUGAUUAAGCGAGAAACAACCAAGGUGUCAAACCUAGGAGUCGGUAAUUAUAUGCAAAUGACGUCACUAGAACACAUUGAAUAUCCUGCCGGGUCUAGCUAUACGUUGUCGGAGGCUUGAGGCUCUCUUCACAGGACCUCCAGGUGGUCUGCUGCUACACUGGAACUCUGGAUGCUGUAAUGCUGUAAUUAGCGAACUACAGAAGGGCUGAGGUCGCCGGGUAUCUGCUGAAGACUCGACAUCCCUCUCGUCCUGGAAAGUCUGGUUUAAUCUGGAUUGGUCUCACCAAUCGUCGUUGCAGAUCACAGCUGGCGCUGCCCUCAGAUGUCUGGAACCACUACGUGAUUUGCAAUGGGGAAAAAGAAUAAGAAGAAAUCUAGUACGAGCCAAGAACCAGCACAACAACAGCAACAACAACAACAGCAGCAGCAGCAGCAGCAGCAGCAGCAGCCGCAGCCGACGCCACCACCUGCAGUUAAGCCAGAAGAGCAUCCACCUUCAGGUGAUACCCAACCAAAAACUUCAGGAGGAAAAAAACAAAAGAAAAAUGUUAAGCAAUUAAGUGAAUUGCUACAACCAGCUGUGGUACAACACGAAUCACAGCCAACAACUGCAGGACAGCCUGAAGGAUUCCAACAGCAACAGCUGCAUACUCCAGUAGAGGGACAACUGCGUCAGGAACCACCAGGCCUUCAUCCACUAUCACAACAACAGCGAGGGCCACCAGGCUUCCAGCUUCUAUGUCAGCAACAAGUACCACCAGGUUUGCAGUUACCAGAUGUACAACAAACCCCCCUUAGUAGCCAUGAACGUCAGGCACAACCACCUCAAACAGCAUGGGGUCAAAAGAGAGAAGUUCCACCAGGUAUUCAAGGGCAGCAGCAACAAGGACCACCAGGUGGGAGAGGACGGGGACAGCAGAGACAAGUAUCACCAGGUGUUCAAGGGCAGCAGCAACAAGGACCACUAGGUCUUCAAGAGCAGCAGCAACAAGGACCACUAGGUCUUCAAGAGCAGCAGCAACAAGGACCACCAGGUGGGAGAGGACGGGGACAGCAGAGACAAGGACCACCAGGUGUUCAAGGGCAGCAGCAACAAGCACCACCAGGUAUCCGAGGGCAGCAGCAACAAGGACCACUAGGUCUUCAAGAGCAGCAGCAACAAGGACCACCAGGUGGGAGGGGACGGGGACAGCAGAGACAAGGACCACCAGGUAUUCAAGGGCAGCAGCAACAAGCACCACCAGGUAUCCGAGGGCAGCAGCAGCAGCAAAGACCAGCAGAUGGCCUGGGGCAGCAACAUGGGCCACAAACACAGCAGAAACAACCUUCUCAGCCUGCAGUUCCUGCUGCACGACAACCACAACCAAAAGUUGAUGCUACGAUAGUAACGAAAGGUGUAAGAGCUUUGAGUUUAAAAGUACCACCACGUACCAAUAUUCGUGGAGGAGGUACUAAGGGAAGAAAGACCAUAAUAGAGACCAAUCACCUUGCACUGGAUAUCAGUAAAGCCAGAAACAAUAGAAUCAUCCAUUAUGAUGUGGCAAUAGAUCCAGACAAGCCAAAGAGGCUGAUUCGAUUCGUGAUGGAGCAGUUUCGUGUAGACAAUUACCCUGAUAGAUAUCCUGCUUUUGAUGGAAAGAAAAAUCUGUAUAGCUCAGGAUAUUUACCUUUUCAGACACACACAUCAGGAAAUGUCGUUAUACAAGAUGAAGAGAGUAGAAAUCCAAAAGAAUUCAAAGUAACUAUAAAUUUUGCUAACAUGGUUAACUUAGACCAGCUAAAAACUUACAUGCAACAAGGUAACUCACAGGAUACUCCAAUGGAGGUGAUUCAGGCAGUUGAUAUUGUUCUUCGUGAAGCAUCAGCAUCUUCUAGGAGUUUUGUACAGGUUGGGCGGUCUUUCUUCACACCACCAUCAGAUCAACUUAUAGACCUUGAAGAAGGCUUGGAGUUAUGGUAUGGGUUUUACCAAAGUGCUAUUUUAGGGUGGCGACCAUUUGUAAACAUUGAUGUAGCACAUAAAGGUUUUCCCAAACAUCAGAAUGUUGUACAAUUAAUUGGUGAUUUAUUUCGUUGUGACCCUAGAAGCCUGCAGGCAUUAAACACAUAUCAAAUUGAUGACCUAAACAAGUACUUAAGAACACUCAAAGUAGAUUAUGAACUACCUACUCAGCCAAACACAAAGAGAUGUUACAGAGUUAACAAAGUGGUUGAUUCACCACGUAGGUUGAAAUUUAAACUUGAAAAUGGCCAGGAAAUGACUGUUUUUGAGUAUUUCAGACAGGAAAAGAGAUUGAAUUUGCAGUUCCCAGAUUUACCAUGUCUUCAUGUGGGAUCACCAAAUAGGCCAAACCCUAUAUUUUUACCAGUAGAACUCUGCACAGUAAGAAGUCAAGUGAUUGUUCGUAAAAUGACUGAAAAUCAAACUUCUAACAUGAUAAAAGUAGCUGCAACCAGCGCAGAUAGACGAAAAUCUAAGAUUAUGGAUGCAUUGAGGAAAGCAGGAUUCAACAGAUCCAGGACAGUUCAGGAAUUUGGAUUCUCUGUUAGUGAUCAGUUUGAAAAGAUUCCAGCAAGAAUAUUGGAUGCUCCACCAUUGGAAUACAACAAACAAGUUGAGAGACCAAUGAAAGGUGUGUGGCGAGCAAAGCCUUUCUUAAACGGUUCAGAGCUUUCAGACUGGAUAAUACUUAAUUUGAAUAAUCGUUAUAUUAGAGAAGAUCAGCUGAGAAGUUUCUGUACUGAAAUGAAAAGGACAGGUGAAAAUUUGGGCAUGAGAAUUGGCCCAUCUCGAUCACCUUGCUCUGUUGAUUGGCAGCCUCGUGAGAUGCAGCGUAAGCUGGAAGAAUAUUUGCAGCAAGUUAAAGGUAUCCAAUUGGUGGUAGUGGUGGUUCCUGAUAGAGGUGAUGUCUAUGCCAAGGUUAAACAGACAGCAGAGCUGCAGGUAGGUGUUCUAACUCAGUGUGUUAAAGCCCGUACCAUGGGUCGAAUGAACCCUGCGACUGUCAGCAACAUUCUCCUAAAAGUUAAUUCCAAACUGAAUGGUAUCAAUCAUACCCUACAUUCCAGCGCAAAACCCCCGUGUUUGUUGAGGCCAGUAAUGAUAGUAGGAGCAGAUGUUACACAUCCUUCUCCGGACCAAAAUGACAUACCUUCAGUUGCUGCAGUCUGUGCAAGUCAUGAUCCAAAAGCAUUUUGUUACAACAUUCAAUAUAGACUGCAAGGGCCUCAUGAAGAGAUUAUAAAGGACCUUGAAAACAUAAUGAAGGAACAUCUUAAGUUUUUCUUCAAGCGGACUAAAGGUUAUAAGCCAGAGAAAAUAAUCUUCUACCGUGAUGGUGUUAGUGAAGGACAGUUUGCCCAAGUUCUGAAUGAAGAACUGCAAGCAAUCCGGCGUGCUUGUCAAUCCAUGAGUUCAGAUUAUCAGCCACAAAUUACCUUUUUGGUGGUACAGAAAAGGCAUCAUACACGUUUCUUUCCACUAAAACCAGAAGACUUUGAUGGAAGAAAUAACAAUGUGCCUCCAGGUACUGUGGUAGACAUGGAAAUAACACACCCGACAGAAAUGGAUUUCUAUCUUGUGAGUCAUGCCAGCAUUCAAGGAACGAGUCGACCUACCAAGUAUCGUAGGUUGUGGGACGACAGUAAUAUGUCGGAAGAUGACGUUGAACAGCUCACAUAUUAUUUGUGCCACAUGUUCUCAAGAUGUACCCGUGCCGUAUCAUAUCCAACACCCACGUAUUAUGCUCAUCUUGCAGCAUAUAGAGCCCGAGUCUACAUAGAAGGCCAAAGAAUACAGUUGGACAAAUUACCGGAAGAGCAAAAACGUAGGCGCAUCCAGGAUGUUAUCUGCAAAGAUUCACCUAUGUUCUUUGUGUAGGUGACUAAUAUAACAAAUAGCUAUAUAUUUAUCCCUUAAGUUCAUAACAUAACUUAAGCUAGUUUAGUAAUAUAAUAGAAUAAUAUAAUUGUUUGAAAUUUUCUAGCAUACGUAAAUAAGUGUAAAAUAUUAAAACUUAUGAGAAAUAUUUGCUUUUGCUAAAUGAGUAUAGUAGUCUUGUUUAUUCAACCUUUGCUUAUCUGACAUUCAGUAUUAUCCUACACUCUACUGCAAAAAUACAUAAAUCUGAAAAUUGCAAUUGUGAGGUUACUCAUAUUUUUUGUUGCUCCCAACACUUCUGCAACUAAUUAAUUUUUCUGUUUUGUUGUAAAACCUGAUUAUUAAGACUUUUAUGUGUAAUAUAAUAACUUAGUUUACUUUUAAUAGGUAGGUCUUUUCUUAACACCUCCCUAUUGUCUGACAUUUUUGCAUAGCCAACAUUCUGUGACCCAGUUUGUUAGAUAAGCGAGACUACUUGAAAAAAUAUUUCAGUAUGUGUUCCACAAAAAUGUACCUAAUUGUAUUUUUUUUUAAAAAGUUAUGUUAUCUAAUUAAUUAUAAUUAUGUAAAAAUCACUGUAAAAAAAUAAAUUUUGAAAAUGAAACAAACUAAUGUGGAUGUUUCUAAAAACAAAAAUAUGGUUCGUUUUGAAACAAAUUCUUUAAAUAAUCAAACAGAAUGGUUAUUUUGAAUAUUUUGAGCAUGUGUAUGUGUGUGUGUAAUUUUAACACUUUUUUUAAAGGGUAAAGCAAGUUUUAGAAUUAGAGUGCUUAAAUAUUGAUUACUAUUAAAAUUAAACAUACUACUAACAAAUUAGUGUAUUUGUUCUAUCUAGGCUUGUAGGUAUUAAUAAAGUUUAGUUGGUGUGUCAGGUAUAUUGUUUGCAGUGAUAAUAAAAUAGAAUUUGCAAGGUUAAAAUAAAUUUGGUCUAUAAUUGUGUUGUAUGUGUGUCUAUUCCAGCUUUGCUAGCAUUUUUUUUUUUAAUAAUGUGCGUUUUAAGGCAAGACAAGUCUGGAAAAAAAGCUAUUGUAACAUUAUAUGUAUGUGAAUGACGCCAGUUAUUUAAAUAGCUGUGUUAUGGGGAAAAAUAUGUAGAAACAGUAAAUUUUCUGGUAUCAUAUUGUUCAAUAUUAUUUUGUAAAUUAUGAUAACAUUUAGGCUGGUAGCAGUAUAGUGAAAGUAACAUGAUUCAUUUAUCUUGAUCUGAAUACUUUAUUACUGCACACUUACAUUCACACUGCCCAUUCUCCAGCUUGUUCGUUAAAACAAAAAAAACAAAAAGCACACAUAUCAAAAAGCAUGUGACAAAAAACCAAACAUAACAGAACCAAAUAUACCAACUACAAAACAAAAUAGUAGAUAAAUUGUCAUUUCAACACCCCUCCUCAAUUUAUCAUAAACAAUACAUAUAUUUUUUUUUCAGUUUACUACACUCAUUCCCAAGUUCUUCCGAUGCCUUGCAAAUGGAUUGUUUGCCAAUCCUUUGGUCAAAAUAUAUGCUUUCUGAUCCUCUGAUGGUACAUACCUUACAGAAAUUACAUUGUUGUGACACAGAUCCUUCACAAAGUUGUAUUUAACAUCAAUAUGUUUCAAACGGUUCUGUUCCCAAUUUCCCAGAGCACAUAUGCAGGAUUGGUUGUCCUCAAACAUGGUAACUGGCCCGCUACACUCAACACCUAGCUCCUUGAACAAUUGCAUCAGCCAGAGAAGCUCUGAGGUAGCUGAAGCGAGAGCAACAAACUCGGAUUCAGUUGUAGACAAAGCAACUGUUUUCCGUUUCCUAGUUGCCCAACAAAUAACAUCACCAUACAUUUCGAACAGAAAACCUGUUACAGACUUUCUGUCAGAUCGAUUGGCAAAGUCAGCAUCAACAAACCCUACCAAUGGUACAUGAUUGUUCCCUCUGUACCACAGUCCCCAAUUCAAAGUCCCCUUCAGGUACCUCAGCACUCUCUUUAGGCCUACCCAUUGCACCUCAAUAGCAUUCGACUGAAACUGGCUGAAAAAAUUUACAGCAACACUAAUAUCAGGUCGGGUAGUGAGAGAUGCAUACAUGAGGCUACCUAUCAACUCCCUGUAGGGUUUCACAUGAAUGAUAGACUCUUUAGUAACAUCCUGUAUAGGUUGUAAUUCUAAAGGUGUUUGCACAGGCUUACAAUGUUCCUUUUGAAAUUUACUUAACAACUGCAAGGUAACUAGUUUGGCUCAAAAACAUUGUCUGAUCUACACGCUCUACUUUAAUGCCUAGAAAGUAUUUAACUUCUUUCAAAUCUCUCAUCUUAAAUUCUGACAUGAAUUGCCUUUUCAGUACUUCAAUUUUAUCAAGUGAGCUACUAGCAAUUAAAAAAUCAUCAACAUAGAGUAGCAAGUACACAACACAACUAUCAUUAUACGUAUAAACACAUUUGUCUGCUUGACUCUGUAUAAAACCAAGAGACUUCACAUACAGAUCAAACCUUGAGUUCCAUUCCUUUGGUGCUUGUUUUAAACCAUACAAAGUUUUCUUUAACCUCAAAACCAUGCCAUCCUUGACUUGUACCCCAUCUGGUGGAUACAUGUAAAUUUCUUCUUUCAAUACUCCAUGAAGGAAGGCAUUCUUAACAUCCAGUUGAUGGACAUGUAAAUCAUGAUGGUUUGCCAAAAAGAACAGGGUUCUCACUGUAGUGAGCCUCGCAACAGGAGCAUAAGUGUCACUAUAGUCAAAACCCUUCAACUGUGCACAUCCCUUAACUACUAACCUAGCUUUGUACCGUUCCAAGUUCCCAUUCUGGUCAUGUUUCACCGUAAACACCCAUAGACUAUUAAUUGCUUUCUUUCCCUCUGGUAGUCUUACCUCCUCCCAUGUCUCACUUUCUACUAAGGAUUUCACUUCCUCAUUAACUGCAUUCAACCAGCAAUUUCUGUCACUUCGGUCUUUCAGUUCUUCCAUACUCUGUGGAAAUCCCUCACAAAAAGCAAUAGUACUCAGUGCCAUGUUUACAUUAUCUACAGUGGAUGCUGUAACUAAAACUUCUGGUUUCUCUAACCCCUCCUGAACUUUCCUUUCUUUAGACCUGGUUCCUUUCUUUAAUCCACUUACAAUAUAAUUCUUUUAAGUACCCCGGAGCAUUCCUCACACGUACCUCAAUUUUCUCAUCACUUAAUUCUCUAAAUCCCUGACAACAUUCCUGUUCUCCCUCUGACUCUCCAUCAUUACCACUUCCCACAACUCCUUGUGAAUCUACUAGUUUUUCAUUCUCUUGUGAGGUUUUCUCACUUCCCACAUCUUCCCAUUCAUGAUCCCAAUACCCUUUCUCAAAUUGAUUUUUAGUUUCAUUAAAUUUGACACUACUUGCAACAAUUAUCUUAUUCAGUUCCGGACACCAUAACCUGUACCCGUUAUCACAAUACCCCAACAUAAUACAUUUACGACUAUGUGAGUAAAACUUUCCGUUUCUCUCACUCUCUACUUUGUAAGCAAAUGCUAUGCAGCCACUCGCAAUUUAUUGAGACCCGGCUUUCUCCCAUACCAUAAUUCAGCCGGUAGUUCUCCAUCUGACAAGGCUGUGGUAGGACUCCUAUUAAUCAAAUACACAGCGGUUAAAACUGCUUCUAACCAAAAACUUUUAUUUAGUUUAGAACCAAGCAUCAUGCACCGCGCCUUGUCCAGAAUAGUACGAUUCAUGCGUUCGGCUACCCCGUUUUGUUCUGGAACUCUAGGAAUAGUCAACUCGUACUUUAUACCCUUUUCUUCAAAGAAGGCAUUUACCUCAUGAUUAACGUAUUCCCUUCCAUUAUCACACCUGAAGCAGCAUAUUUUUUGCGAGAAUCUAGAUGAAGCCAUAGCCUCGUAUAAUUUAAUAUAAUGUAAUACUUCAUCUUUGGACCUCAACCCGAAUGCAACAGUGAAAUGAGUAUAGUCAUCAAUAAAGGUUAAAAUAUAUUUCUUCCCAUCAUGGGAGCUAGGUGAUAUUGGACCACAUAAGUCACUGUGAAUUCUCUCCAAAGGCCUCUUUGCUCUUUCCCUAGUCUGAUUAUGGGACCCUGCAGUCUGUUUCCCUUCAAUACAGAUUGAACACAUGUCAGUUUCCUCCUCAAUCUUAUCAAUAUCAUUAACCAUCUUUGAAAGCUUAUGCAAAUUUUGAUUACCAAUAUGACCGAGCCUUGCAUGCCACAAUUUACCAGUACCCUUUACUGAACACGUAUUAACUUGAUUUCUGUACAUUUACACACAUUUUAUACAAAUUUCUUUCUCUGUUUCCAACCAUAACAACUCUCUUGCCAGCAACAAUAGUACAUUUACCCUUGUCAAAUACCACUCUACACCCUUUGCUUUCUAACCUUGAAACAGACAACAGAUUAUAAUUUAGAUUUUCUACUAACAAAGCAUCUUUAAUUAUAAACUUCCUGAGUUCUCCACUUACUUGUGUUUCAGCCAAUACAUCACCCAUCUCUUUUGCAAUUAAGAAAACUUUUGAUUUGGCCACACCUAUUGAAACUGGUGAACUUAUUUUUCUUCGGUUUGCUACAGGAGUUUUUGCCAUUACGAGAUGAUCUGUUGCUCCUGAAUCAAGCACCCAAACCUCUUUUCCACUCUGGCCAUAUUGUGAUGCACAACACCCAUUUGUCGACACUACAAAACUAUACACUGAUUCUUCACGCUUAUCUUCUUUUUUUACAAGGUGUGCAUUCCUUUGUGGAGUUCCAUUUCCUCCUCCCGGUUUAUUACAUUCAUAUCUCUUAUGCCCUGUAAUCCCACAGUUAUGACACUUAUAAGGAAAUUUGGCUUUCAAAUUAGUAUUCCCAAAAGAUCCACUGCUUCCUGGUCUAGGACCAGUUCCAGGAACAUACCUUGUUCCUGAGAAUGCCACGGGUUGAAAAUCAUGUCGAGUUAUUUCCUUUCCUCUCCUUACGAGCAGUUUCAUAUUCUUCUAAUCUCUGUUUAACAAACUCAAGAGAUAAAUUACCAGCACCAAGUGUUUGUAGACCUGACACAACUCCUUCCAACUCUUCGGGCAUUGUUAAUAAAAAUUUUAUAACAAUUCCCUCUUCAUCCAACUUUUCACCUGUAGUCUUCAACUCUUGAACCAAUUUAUCAAAUUUCAAGCAGUAUUCACUGAAUGUUUCAACAGAUGGUCUGUACUUGAGCGUAUGUAGUUUUUUGUUUAGAAUCAUCCUGCUGGUUACCCCUUUCUUCUCAAAACGUUUCACUAGACUGGUCCACACAUCAUAUGCAGUAGGCUUGCCUUUAACGUGUUCCAAUUGGCUGUCGUGUAUCCUUUGAAUAAUAAAGUUUUUACACUUCUUAUCUUUACAUAUAACUUCCAAAAAUCCUUUUUCUUAGAACUUUUAACAUCUUGAUCAUCUCCAUCUACCACAGUACAUGGACCCUACCAUUCGUCCAAAGGCUUCCCUAAAUGAUCGAGCACUUCCUUUUCAUCCAGGAACACCUCCAUUCGAAACUUCCAGUCGUCAAAGUUGUUCCCAUCAAACAAUGGUAUUCUAAAUUUAUCUUCUUCCAUUCUGCCGACUGAACAGACUGUGUCUGCCGACACGUGCUGAGAUAACCUCUCUUCAGUAUUCACUAUUCCAACUGUCCUUUCCACUGCCUACUACCACCUGGGCCCAUAACCUGAUAACAUUUAGGUUGGUAGCAGUUUAGUGAAAGUAACAUGAUUCAUUUAUCUUGAUCUGAAUACUUUAUUACUGCACACUUACAUUCACACUGCCCAUUCUCCAGCUUGUUCGUUAAAACCAAAAAGAAAAAAACAAAA